Rhopilema esculentum is the source of this 4362-nucleotide messenger RNA. RefSeq lists its product as uncharacterized. The record is from RefSeq and is a predicted model, not a curated record. Gene Ontology annotation, molecular function: transmembrane receptor protein tyrosine kinase activity; ATP binding. Gene Ontology annotation, cellular component: signaling receptor complex; plasma membrane. Gene Ontology annotation, biological process: protein phosphorylation; multicellular organism development; cell surface receptor protein tyrosine kinase signaling pathway. Lineage: Eukaryota; Metazoa; Cnidaria; Scyphozoa; Rhizostomeae; Rhizostomatidae.
UGUUGCCGCCCUGAGAUGCACGCUGAGAUGUUGUCACCUGCCAAUCACGAUGCCAAGAGAACACAAGUGAAAUUAGAAGAUACUAAAAACAUGAUUCCUUUAUCUACGCGAUCGGAAGGUGACUUCUACAGCCGAGUUAUUGCUCCACAAUGGGCAAAAAUGGCUUUUCAUUUACAAACCAUCUCCCUUAUAUUAGGAAUAUUCAUCAUAAAUGUUAAAAGUGGAGUUGUAGAUCAGAAAGGAAAGGGUAAUUUAGCAGGUGAUGAUGGGAAGAGCUGCUACAGGUUUUCCAGCUCUCUUGCCGAAGACCCUGACGUGAUAGUAGGUUGGACAGCAAGAUGGAAAAAUCAAUGUCCAGAAGGCACUGUAGCUGUUGGUUUGUGGGCACCAGAUUUAAACAGAACGGUGCAAGAUAUGAAAUGCUGCAAAGCUUCUGUCGAUCAGGUUUUAUCAGAGAUGAUGUUUGAUUUCAGCACAAAACAAAACGGACCAAGUGGCGUUAAUGAGACAUGGAGGGCGCAGUGUUCUGAUAAUCACGUUUUGACUGGUAUUAAGAUAGUUAAGGAUAGACAGUAUGACCAACGCAUUGCUGGAAUGAAGUGCUCUGCUCUGAUUGAUCAUGGCAUCGAUUACAAGAAUUGCAAAAGAUUUGAUUUAUCAAAGCAACAAGGUGGAACAAGAGAUCCUGGAAUGGUCUGGUCACAAGAAUGCCCGGAGGGUUGGGCUGUUGUUGGAUUGUAUGGGUAUCGUGGAUUUUCGGUCAUUAAAUACGGAAAAUGUUGCAGAAUUGAAGAAAUUUCUUCUCUGGACGAACUGCCAGUGUCGUGCAAUGUGGAUCCAAAAGAUAUGUGUGGCUGGUCUUUAUCAAAGAAUUCAUCCAUACCAUGGGAGUUCAAGAAGACGUCUGCUACUGGCUAUUCAUUGAUGUUAAAGCAAGGGUACGGUCAAGGAAGCGCCACAAUUACAAGUCCGGCUUAUGGAUUUCCUGGAAACCAGAUUUGCUUCCGGCUGAAUUAUAAGUUAUUUUUGUAUGCAGCGUUAAGAAUAUCUACAAAGUCGUACAACGCCCAGGACAAAGUGUCAGUUUUAAGAGAGGUCAUGCUUAUCAGUCAAAAUGAGCACGCAGCCACCAACAAGGACAUCAAAAUUGAUAUUUCAAGCAACUUUCAGAUCAUAAUCGAAGGUAUCAGGUUGAAGAUACCAGUGUCCAGUGCAAUUAUACAAAGCUUUAAGUUUGUAGACAUGGAAGAGUGCCAAGCUGACGAGUGUACGUCAGCAACAGGUUGCACAAAUGGAAUCUGUCUUCCAAGUGGCCCCCACGGAUUCAUGAAGUGUAAAUGCAAUAAGGGAUAUCAAAAUUUAAAUGGAAUUUGCCAAAGAGCAAUGCAAUCGACUCCCUCUUAUCCCACCACAACAACCAAGGCCGCGAGCAAUCACUACACGCUGGUGACUGUUACGGGAAAAGGUCGUGCUGGUGAUGGGGACGGAGGCAGUGGGUCCGGGCAAACGGAUGCUUCAAAGUCGAAACAGAAGCUGUCCACAUUGAAUACUGAAGUCAGCCCAUGGAUGUAUACAGUUAUUGGAGUUGUUUGUGGUACUCUUAUGGUUAUUUUCCUUGUUUUUGCUUUUCUUACUUACCGGAGACGACGAUUAACCCGGCGUACCUAUCAGUUCAACUUCGAUGUCAACUACUUGCGAACUCGGUCUUUCAGUGGGUCGUUUAUAUCAGAGAAAAGCAACAGCUAUGUUAUGGAGCCAACGAACAUGGGUCAUGAUACUGAGACAAUUGAAUUACAUUCAAUGCCACGGAUUGAAUUCAGCGAUGACCAAAACUCUAUACACACAGGAACACCGCCAAGUCACCAUUACUUUGUUGUUGAACCGGAAUGUGAUCUUGAGCGGAAAACCAGUGAAGUUACCCUUGUUUUGCCUGUUUAUGGAAGCAGUGAAGAUAUCAGUGAGAGGCUACACGAGCAAGAGAUUUUCCUCGAGCCUCCAAGCAACGAAAAGGAACUCUGCGAACAACUCGAUCGAGAAAUAGACUGGAAGGAGUUGACAGUUCGACACGAUACUCAAUUGGGACAAGGGGCAUUUGGCUAUGUUCAUUACGGAGUAUGGAACACGUCGGAUGGUGCUAGCAAAAGUGUUGCAAUCAAGUCAAUGAAAGAUUCAAAUUCUGCAGAAGAGAGGAUAAAAUUCCUUCAAGAGGCAGCCAUUAUGAAGCAAUUUGCUCAUCAAAACGUCAUAUUUAUGUUUGGUGUUGUGACCAAGCGUUACCCGCCAAUGAUUAUUCUGGAGUACAUGAAAAACGGAAAUCUGCGAAAAUAUUUAAGAAGAGAACAAAGGUUAAGGACAAAGAAACUUCCAGGAAACAAAAACCACGAUUUACACAGGCAGUUAUUGAAAAUGGCGCGGGAAAUAGCUGCAGGAAUGACAUAUUUAUCAGGAAUGCAGUUCGUGCACCGGGAUUUAGCAGCAAGAAAUAUUUUGCUGGACGAAAGUAUGGUUUGCAAAAUUGGUGAUUUUGGGCUGGCACGUGAUCUGAUUGGCUGUCAGCAUUAUAUUUCUCAAGGAGGACAAAUCCCUGUAAAAUGGACUGCACCAGAGGCCCUGUCAUUUCGGCGAUACUCAAGUGCAAGCGAUGUAUGGAGUUUUGGAGUUCUGCUGUACGAAAUAUGGAGUGUGGGUAAAAAGCCUUAUGAAGGAUGGUCAAAUGAUGACGUGAUCGAAAACGUUUGCAACCGAGGAUACAGACUGCCUCCUCCAAAAGAUUGUCCGCGAGUGAUUUAUCAUUUAAUGAUUGAUUGCUGGCACCCUGAAGAAUCAAGACGACCACGAUUUUCACAAAUUAAGUUUUGCUUAGCACAGAAAGAUGAGAGGCUUCUUGGAAGACAAACAGAAUUGAGACCGAGGUCAGCAACUCUGGACGAGAUUACAAGCAGCACUAUAAAGGAAGAGAAUUACGGAGACUUGCAGUAUGCUUAUUGCAAGACAGAUUGAAACUGGUUUUUGGACUUUGGCUUUCGAAAUUUCAUUUAUAAAAGAAGAAUUCAUUCAUUUGGCUACCUACAGUCAUAGGAUGUAGUAGGUCCUUUCAAGAAAGAGAAAAUAGAGUAAUUUUUUGUUACUAGCAGUGUUUCAAGGCAUUAGCAUAGCUUUUCUUUUGUAGUUUUGUUUUAUAAUAUAUCAUUUGCCUGAUGGCGGUCAUUUCGAAUAGAUUUAAUUUCAGAUGUUUGUUUAUUUUUAGAUUAUGCCAAGCGUAUUCCUUUAUUUUUGUCUUUUUCAUUCCUUUUUGUAUUUUCUAAUUUUUGAGAUGCUUUCUUUGUAUUAUCUUUCUUUUUAAUACCAGCCUUUAAUAAGGAAGUUAUUGUAUACUGUGAUUGGAUGCCAGGACACAAAAUGUAUUUCAAAUGAAAGUUUAUGAAAGUAGAGGGGAUAAACCUCUGGACUGUUCCUUACAAGGCAUGUAGUUGGUAUUAUAUGGCACGUAUAGUUUUUAAGAAAAAAGAUAAAAUAUAGGAAAUGAUAAGCCAAGCCUGACUUGGAUAGAUAAUAACUUUUAUUCAUGUCAUUUCAAAGAAUGUCGGGCUGCAAAGCAAAACGGGUUGUUCAAACAUAAAUGUGUCGUUUUCAAAAUGCCAAGUUUUCAAAAUUUUGUUCCUCAUCAAAAAGUUUCACUUCUAUUUUCUGUCACUUGUACUUUUGAAGAUUUUACUCAACAAACCCCCAAAUUAAAGCCCUUUUCUAUUGCAAAACUCCUCGCCAAUAUCCCUCCCUAUUUACGCGCAAGCUACUCGGCGUAUCAGGGUCUAAAGAAAAAGAUGAGGUAGUAUCAAAGACCGUUGCGGUAGCGGAUAAAAAACCCCGAGAAACUCGUAUGCGUAUCUCAGCCUCUACUCAGUACUCAAGUACCAAUAAACAUAAGCUAAUCAUCGCACUGUUAACACGAGAAUAUCCUAUGAUCAUCAAAACCCAUUAAAAUUUGGAACAUUACAACAAGCGUCUAAGUCAGUCCUAAAACACUGAUCCCAAAUGCUUUUGCAUUUCCUCGUACUAAGGCUGGUUUCCUUGUGUAUGCCUUCGUGGUCCUAAUGAUACCCACAAGGUGUCUUGAUUGUAGUUAAUAUUUCUAUUUAAAGUUUGAAGAAUGUAAAAAACUGCGUCUGGUACGGUAAGGUAAGGACUUUUAUGGUAAGCUUUGGAAAACGGAAUUGUAGAUUUUAUAAUUUUGAUUUGUGACAUUGUGUGUGUUACGCUAGCCUAGCAUUAUUAGUUUUAUGAUGUACGAAUUUCUUUUACUUCUUAGACGUUACCGGACGUGUCGAAAUAUAAAUUAUAGAAAAACACAAUAGUGCAAAGUGA